AUGGCGACGUGUGCGGUGAUGCGCCGGCUCGUCCUCGCCGCGGCGCCGCGCGGCGGGUCGCGGGGCGGUGGCCGGGACGGCACAUCGGGGAGGACGCCGGGGCGCGGCGGAAGCGGCGGCGGCGGUGGUCGUUCCUCCAGAACGGGCGGACGGGGUGGACGCGGCUCCGGGCGCGGCGUCGCGCGGCCCGACCGGCCGGGACCACCGUCUCGCCGCGAGGGCGCCGUUGGCUACGGCCGCGGGCCGUCCGGCGGCGCGAGGGGACGCGGCGACGCGAGUCGUCAUCGGGGCGCGACGCCGUCCAUUCGGGGCGCCAACAAUCCCAGGCCCAACGCCGUCGACGAGCGGGGCGCGUGCGACACGAUGGCGAACGCGUCGAUGUCCCUCGAGCUCGGCCACCCGCGGUGCCCCAUGUGCGCGCAGGAGUUCGCGUCCGGGGGCACGAGGGCCAGGCACCUCGCGCUGUGCUGCCCGGAUCUCAUCGACCCGGUGGGAUGGGCGUCGGGUGACGGCGAAGUCGUCCGCCGGUGCGCGGCGCUGCGGCACCCGAAGGCGUCGUUCCGGUGGGCCGUGCUCUCCAGACGCUUCGGCUGGAGCGACAACGACGGGGACGGGGACGGGGACGGGGACGAAAAGUCGGCACCCGGGAUGACCGCCGUCGCCGUCGCCAAAUCCCUUCGCGUCGAUCUGGCCACGGUGACCAAACUCGUCCGACACGAGAUCCGCGACGUCCCACUCCAACCCGAUCCGUCCCCGCUCCACGUGGUGUACGAGGACGAGUGGCUGAUGGCGGUGUCCAAACCGGCGGGGGUGAUGACGUACCCGGCGCACAGGCUCCGGGGCGAAUCCGUGGUGUCGCGAGCGGUGCACCACCUCUCCGUCUCCGCCGCGAGGCGUCGAGGGCGUCUCCCCUAUAGUUCGGAAGACCUUCCAGAAGAAUCGGGAGUCGGCACCCCCGUCGGCACCCCCGGGGGCUCGUUCGCGGGUGCGUGGACGUCGUCGCAGGUGGAGCCCAUCGCGGUGCACCGGCUGGACCUGGAGACGUCCGGGGUUUUACUCCUGGCGAAGGACAAGCGCGUGGCGUCCGAGUUGCAGGCGAAGUUUGAGGCUAGGGGGGUGCGAAAGACGUACCUGGCGGUGUGCGCGGUGCUGGAGGACGCGGAGGCGCACAAGGCGACGGCGACGCGCCGCGUGGACUUCGAAGCCGACGUGGACACCGACGUGGACUCUGAUGCUGACAUGGAUGCUGACGUGUAUGCUGAUACGGACGGCGACGAGCUCGGCGUGUUCGACGAGUCGGACCUCGACGACGACGACGACGAUGACGCGUACGAGGACCCGGACGACGAGCUGGACGAGCUGGACGAGCCCGGCGUCGUGCGCGUGGUCAACGCGGCGAUCGGCGACCCCGAGCCCGGCACCCGAAGAUCCGCCGCCGCCGACGACGGCGGCCGGUGCGUACGAGCCGUCACGCCCGACGGCAAACCCGCGCGGACCGAGUACCAGUGCCUGAGCUCGCGGCUCGGGGUGCCCACGCAGGUGACGAUGCCCGACGGGGUGACGAGAAGGACGGUGGUGGGGACGGCGCUGGUGCUGGCCAGGCCGUUGACGGGGCGGACGCACCAGGUGAGAUUGCACCUGGCGCACGCGGGUUUUCCAAUCGUGGGCGACGGCUUGUACGGCGUCGAUUACGCGUCGGUGGCGGCGUCCAUCGGCGCGUUUCGUCUGUCUGGAGGGGGAAUAACCAGGGAGGAGCGCGAGGCGGCCGCACGUCGAAGGCUCCUCUUCGCGUCCUCGUCCCCAUCCUCAAGUUCAGCCGUCUCGCCGAGGGACGAUGCGUCAGCGGGUGGUGAGUCACCGGGCAGUGAGUCACCGGACGACGUACCUUCCCCGUGCGCGCGGCUCGCGCUGCACGCCUGGAACGUCGACGUGCUCCACCCGAGGGCGCUCGUCCCGCUGCGGCUGUGCGUGGACAUGCCGAGGGACAUGACCGAUUUAGCUCGCGCGCUUGGGUUGGCUACGAGCUCGGUGACGCUGGGGCCGGCGGCGUCGGCGGCGGCGCGGGCGGCGGGCGGGGCGCCGGCGAGGCACGCGCUGCGGAGGGAGCGGCGGAGGGAGGCGGCGAAGGGGCGGGUGCGGCGGAUGGUGGCCAGGAAGGCGGGGCGCGACGCGGAUGAGCGAGCGGGGGAGUAG
Micromonas commoda is the source of this 2193-nucleotide messenger RNA. RefSeq names its product rRNA/tRNA pseudouridine synthase. Gene Ontology annotation, biological process: pseudouridine synthesis. The record is from RefSeq and is a predicted model, not a curated record. The transcript has a single exon. The coding region runs from base 1 to 2193 and encodes 730 amino acids. Lineage: Eukaryota; Viridiplantae; Chlorophyta; Mamiellophyceae; Mamiellales; Mamiellaceae. Gene Ontology annotation, molecular function: RNA binding; pseudouridine synthase activity.